CAUCUGUGCGUAAGAUCCGGCCUGGGGGAAAGGGAUGAAUGUUAAUUUCAAAGAUGGCGGCGGAGGGAGGAGGGAAGGAGAUGAACGAAAUUAAAACUCAGUUCACUACUCGGGAAGGUGUCUACAAACUCCUCACUCACUCCGAAUACAGCCGUCCUAACAGGGUGCCUUUCAAUUCGCAAGGCUCAAACCCCGUCAAGGUCUCCUUCGUGAACGUCAACGACCAGUCGGGUAACGGCGACAGGAUCUGUUUCAAUGUGGGCCGUGAGCUCUACUUCUACAUCUACAAAGGCGUUAGAAAGGCUGCUGACUUGAGCAAGCCAAUAGACAAACGCAUUUACAAGGGAACACAGCCAACUUGUCAUGACUUCAACCACCUCACAGCGACAGCAGAGAGUGUGUCCUUGCUGGUGGGUUUCUCAGCAGGACAGGUACAGCUCAUUGACCCGAUCAAGAAGGAGACAAGCAAGCUCUUCAAUGAGGAGAGGUUGAUAGACAAGUCCAGAGUAACAUGUGUGAAAUGGGUGCCAGGCUCUGAGAGCCUGUUUCUAGUCUCUCAUGCCAGUGGAAACAUGUACCUGUACAAUGUGGAGCAUACUUGCGGCACAACAGCACCACACUACCAGCUUCUCAAACAGGGGGAGAACUACUCUGUGCACACUUGCAAGAGUAAAUCAACACGUAACCCUCUCCUGAAAUGGACAGUGGGUGAGGGGGCUCUGAAUGAGUUUGCCUUCUCUCCAGAUGGGAAAUUCCUCGCUUGUGUAAGCCAAGAUGGCUUCCUUAGGGUAUUCAACUUUGAUGCUGUUGAGCUUCAUGGCACUAUGAAGAGCUAUUUCGGCGGCUUAUUGUGUGUAUGUUGGAGCCCUGAUGGAAAGUACAUAGUUGCAGGCGGAGAGGACGAUCUAGUGACUGUGUGGUCGUUCUUGGACUGCAGAGUCAUUGCCCGAGGUCACGGCCACAAGUCGUGGGUGAGUGUGGUAGCAUUUGACCAUUACACCACCAGUGUGGAGGAGAGUGACCCAAUGGAGUUCAGUGGCAGCGAUGAGGACUUCCAGGAUCAGAUGAUCCACUUUGGGCGAGACCGAGCUAACAGUACUCAGUCUCGACUUUCCAAGCGCAACUCAACAGACAGCCGGCCUGUUAGUGUAACAUACCGAUUUGGCUCAGUGGGCCAGGACACUCAGCUGUGCCUAUGGGACCUCACUGAGGACAUCCUUUUCCCGCAUCUUCCACUUUCACGGACACGGACACAUACUAACGUGAUGAAUGCUACAAGCCCUCCUGCGGGUGCUACAAUAAUCACUAACACCUCUAGUAACACUACUAAUGGAAACAACAGUGGUGCCAAUACUCCUGGCAUCAACUCCCUCUCUACUACAUUACCACGCUCAAACAGCCUCCCCCAUUCAGCUGGCACUACAACAGCAAACAGUACCAACAAGGCUGGCAGCGGUGGUGGUGGAAUCGGCAGUGGUAUAAUGGACAGUGCCAUCGCUACAGGUGUGAGUAAGUUUGCCACACUUUCACUCCAUGAUCGAAAGGAGCGACAUCAUGAGAAGGACCACAAACGCAACCACAGCAUGGGUCACAUUAGCAGCAAGAGCAGUGACAAGCUCAACCUCCUGACAAAAACCAAAACAGACCCUGCUAAGACUCUUGGCACUCUGCUGUGCCCACGCAUGGAGGAUGUGCCCCUCCUUGAGCCGCUCAUCUGUAAAAAAAUAGCACACGAGAGACUGACUGUACUCAUAUUUUUAGAAGACUGUUUAGUGACUGCUUGUCAGGAGGGAUUUAUUUGCACAUGGGCGAGGCCAGGCAAAGUGGGUUUAUUGUCAUCCCAAAACCAAGCCAGCUCUCCCAGUGGAACAGUAGUAUAGCCACAAUUUUUCUGCUGCUAAAGAACCCUGCAACCCAGAGUCUGAUGCUGCUCUUCACCCUGCAAGCAUUGCAAGUUUUCCUUUUUAUUUUCUACCCUUCCCUCUCCCAGUUUUGUUGAUGGCUUUUCUGUUAUUGUUUAUUUAGUUACUUGACUUACAGGAAGAAUGAAAACAGAAAAAGGUGUGGUGCAAUUAUUGACUAUUGCGCUAUUAUUCUGUUCUCUGGAGUUUUAACUCAUUUUAGGUUUU
Melanotaenia boesemani (Boeseman's rainbowfish) is the source of this 2129-nucleotide messenger RNA. RefSeq names its product WD repeat domain 20a (gene wdr20a). Lineage: Eukaryota; Metazoa; Chordata; Actinopteri; Atheriniformes; Melanotaeniidae. Gene Ontology annotation, molecular function: protein binding. The transcript is spliced from 4 exons. The coding region runs from base 39 to 1880 and encodes 613 amino acids. The record is from RefSeq and is a predicted model, not a curated record.